This is a messenger RNA of Colletotrichum costaricense, 279 nucleotides long. RefSeq lists its product as uncharacterized. The record is from RefSeq and is a predicted model, not a curated record. Lineage: Eukaryota; Fungi; Ascomycota; Sordariomycetes; Glomerellales; Glomerellaceae. The coding region runs from base 1 to 279 and encodes 92 amino acids. The transcript has 4 exons.
AUGACACAAUUUCCCGGACUCGGGAGAGUAGUCUUGGUCAUCAUGGUAAGUGCUAUGGUAAUCGUCAAAACAAGGUUGAACAACAUGGCAAGUCAUUCAUUCCUUUCUGUUUCUGUGAUUUCAACUAAUUUCCAUUCAACCUCGACACACUUUGCGGCAAGAGUCAAACGCAUAAUGAAACGAUUUCACUUCAUCGCCAUAGGUCUAAGGCAUUCAUUUGGUAUCUGGACCUGUAGCAACCAAGCUACAUGGCAGAUACUCUGCUCAGUGCUGACGUGA